AAAACGGGGUCAAAGAUGAUGGAGAAGUCUUCGAGUCCAUCAGUGCAGCGAUUUCCUUGGCGCGCGCUCGUCGACACCCGACGCGUCGCGGAAAUGAUCGUCCGCCGUGGAACGUUAUGGGCGGCGGUCGCGGUGCUCGUUCUUCUCGCGAGCGUAUCGUCCUCUGGCUCGGUGAAGCUGCGAAAGCCGCGGAAGAGGACCACGACGAGGAUCCCGUAUCAGCAGUCCAGGACCGGGCCGGUGGUCAUAAGAGUGAUGCACAAGUACGCCGACGACGGUGUCGCGCGUGGUGCAUCGGGCGGUUGCGCUAAUGGCAAUUGCAAUGGCAAGUUUCACCUCGGCGCCAACGAAGCGAUGUCCGAGGAGGACAACUUCCUCUCGGACGAGGAAUCGCUGCGUUACGCCGUACACCCGGAGAGGUACGAGCACUUCGUGCUGAGGAAGAAUACGGGACACGCGGGCAGAUACAGACGGGACUCUGCACCCGCGGGAUCGCAGCCGCCGACCGACCUCGAUCGCGGUGCAGUCCCGAGGAAUGAGACGAGAGGGAAUGUCACGCGGGUUCCGCUGCACAGAAUCGACCGUGCGAGGGGCCUUGCGGAGUCUGUCAGAGCGCGAAGAAGCCUCGCUGCCGACUAUUCCUCGCGGAGGAACGACAGCGACUAUUUCACGCAACGGAAAGCCAUCAUGGACAAAUAUUACGCGCGGCAGCGCGAGAUAAACGCGCUGUACGCCGAUCUGAUGAACAUUGUUCCGCGAUCGGAGCACAACGUGUCGCAGUAUCGUCCGGCGUCGACGGGCAACGCCACCCUGUUCAGCCUCGGCCGUGUAUCCCUGGGCAGAAACUCGACGGCGAGGGACGGCGCGAUUUUCCGCCAUUCGCCCACGAAGCUCGAUCCGAUAUACAGCAAUGAAACGCGAUACAACAAGACCGAGCUGGACAAUCGACGGAACGUCGCCCUGGACGUCGACCCCGGCUUCAAGUCCGAUGCGAAUUUAUCUGAAGCGAGAAGUAGCGGUAGCGCCGAGAGAAGUGCGCUGGACCACAUCGUCACGCCCACGCCGUGUACAAAUUUAUCCUCAUCCGGCACUUUCGCUCCGAAAACGCGACCCAGGCACGCUAAAAAUUGCACCCACGACGGCUGCGAUCGCACCUCGAUAGACUACAACGCCUCGGGCAAUCUACGAUGGGGAACGUGCGAAGGGAGUAUCGUGUACCAGCACAACCUGCUCCUAGGACUGACGGGUCCCUCGAACCUCGACGCUCUGUUCGAGGUGAUCAUUCAGGGUCCCGUCUGCAUCACCUGCGUAGAGACGUUGCGAUAUAACGAAACCAGAGCGACGGUCACGCUGGACUCCGGGGGACGUGGGCACGAAUACGCGAAGCUCAGACUGCAGGGUUACGAGAACGAGGGGUUUUCCUACAUAAUUAAGGUCUGGGGCGUUAAGAAAACCGGCCAGGUUUGCGAUAACGUAGACUGAUCGAGGUGCGAGUGACGUGUAUAAAAAUCAACGUGCCAAAUAGCGUCACGCGUGCGUAUAAAAAGUUUUUAAUAUAAAAAAUUAAGUAAUGCUCUUAUAAAUA
Vollenhovia emeryi is the source of this 1585-nucleotide messenger RNA. RefSeq lists its product as uncharacterized. The coding region runs from base 16 to 1482 and encodes 488 amino acids. NCBI's taxonomy places the organism in Eukaryota, Metazoa, Arthropoda, Insecta, Hymenoptera, Formicidae. The transcript is spliced from 2 exons. The record is from RefSeq and is a predicted model, not a curated record.